AUUAGUACAUAUGAGAAAAUCAAGAGAAAGCAGCGCGCACUCCUUUCCAUUUGGUCACCUCUGGAGCAUUUCUUUGUUUGUGAUUGCAGUUUCACCUUUGACUCUCAAGUCUUCAUCUUUUGGGGUCUUGGAAGUUGUAAACUUCUCAUUAUUGAUAUGGGCUUUGACUAUGAGAAGAAUGAGAUGAAAGUAUUUGCAAUUACCACUCAAAAUGUUCCAGAGCUCUUCAUGCACAUCAUUGGACCCAGAGCUGCUUAAUGCUAUCUGAAUGUCAGUUUAUGCUUCAAAUUGCAAGACCACUGCACUUGGACCAGAUGAGAGGCAUAGAAUGGAGAAGGAAAUCAAGAAGUUAAAGGAGAUGCUCUCCAUUCAUUUGGAUUUAAUCCAGCAUCAGGCUGACCAAGCUGCCACUAGGGAAACUCAGUUCAAGGCGCUUCGGCGAGAGAAUGAACUGUUGCUGCAGAAGAUGGAGCGGAUGGAGCGGCGGCUGUCUGUGCCCGCCCGCUCUCCGGGCGCCGUGCCGCCGCCGCCGCCGCCGGCUCCGCCCGCGCCCGCCCCCGCCCCCGCGCCCGUCCCCGCGCCCGCGCCCGCGCCAGUCACCCGUGUCGACUCGGCCACCUCUCCCCGGUCUCCGGUGGCACGCACCAGCCAGCAGACGCAGACCAGCGGCGACGAGCGGGCGCCCACGCCGCCGGCGCCGGCGCCGCGCCGACCCAUGCGCAGCCGCGCGCGGCGCUCCUCGGCGGCCACCGAGCCGGAGCCGGGUCCGGCGGAGCGGCACCCGGCUCCGGCUCCGGCUCCGGCGCAGGCUCCGGCUGACCGGCCCGCCGAGAUCUCCACAUCGACCGAGAGUCGCCGGCUGCAGCGCAAACUCUACCGCAAAGGAGACGAGCCGGCCCGCCACAGGAAGUGUAUGUUGACAGACGCCGAGUACUAUCAGUACAUACCAGCCGAGGCGGAAGAAUCGGACACGGAAGAGGGCGCCGGGCGACAAACGUACAUUGAGAUUCCGCGCUGGACCCUGAACCCGCUGACGCCGCUGCCGAACGCCGAGCCGGCGGAAAGCACAGACGACGCCGUCUUCGCCAAGCGACACCUCAAGCUGGAGGUCGACGAAAAGCGCCGCAAACGGUGGGACCUGCAGCGGCUCCGCGAACAGCGCGCCUACGAGAAGCUGAAGCAGUCGUACUCGCGGGGCCGCGGCGGUCGCUCCGCCAGCAGCGGCGGCGGCUCGGCAGACCCGUCCGAGUCGGAGCGGUCGCUGACGCUGCGCCCGCCAGCCAGCGGCGCGCUGUACCUGCAGGUGGCGCCUGAGCUGCCCGUCUGCGCGUUCGGCUCCAACCUGCCCGUGCUGGCGCAUAGAGAGUUCCAGCUGCCGUGGGCUCCGGGGAAGGCCCCGCCGCUGCCCGGCGCCCGCGGGGAGACGCGCAGCCGCCGCUAGGGGCCGCCGCCGCCGCCACCGUCUCCGAUUUACCCUGUGAUCUAUAGCUGUGUGGGAACGGGGUCCAUUCAUUCAGUGUCCGGGAGGGAGGGGUAGAUGUCCCCUUUUCGGAGAAGGGCUCUCUGCUUCUCCUGCGGAACUCUCGACUGUCUGGGGAGGGAGGGGCUAGUAGAGUGAUAAACAGAGAGCGGGUUUUCCCGGGCGGGCGGGGUGAUAGGCGAGCAGUCAGUUGUUACGACAGUAGUCAACCAGUGUUUUGUUGUGACAAAUGUUUGUUCUUUGGCAAUGCUAUAAACCAGAUCUGCUCGUUCUCGGUGUUGGCGGGAAGACGUCUCUGCGUGCCCCACUUGUGUUUGCUGUGUGGAGUUGUGUGCGCGGAUCGGCGUGCUGGUGUGUGUAUUUUCGGACGGCGGCGCCAUAUUGGAAGUGUCCCAACGGCGCCAUGUUGGAUGUCCCCGGCCGACUCGGGACUGUCGGUGUGUGUGUCUGUGUGCGACUGUAUGUUCAAAGGGUGACCGGCUGGACCGCAUCCCACGUGCCCUCUCCGCCUGCUCUGCUGUUCCACAUUUUCCCAGGCAGCAGUGGUGGACGGAGCAGCCACGACGCUGUUUUCCCAAUCGAGUGUAGCACUCUGCGUAGAAGCACGGCGUGAGCCAUUAGUCCGGCCUGUGUUACGUGUUGUUGAUCGCGCCGCCCGCGGUUUCUGAGGGCGGCACAGCGCGCGUCGGUAGUGAACCCCGUGUUAGCUCAUGUCAUCGGCCGCUAUUGCUCCACUGAACUCAUUCGUUGUGUCCGCGUGGCGCCGUCGGCCGGUCGCAGUGCUGUCCGUCUGCCGGCGGCGGCCGAACGUUGUUGCGAGUGCGAUAUCCUAGACCUGUCGGUCCCGUCUCCGGUCCCUGUAGGAUCCGAUGUGGAUCCGGGCGCGGAGCGGUGGAUCCGGUGUGGAUCCGCAGCGCGGCGGUCUUCGCGUGCGGGUGACCGCCUCUUUAUUCCGUUACGAAAUACAGCCUGUUGACCGCGA
Amphibalanus amphitrite is the source of this 2462-nucleotide messenger RNA. Its product is annotated as male-specific lethal 1-like 1. The transcript has 8 exons. Bases 269 to 1441 code for a protein of 390 amino acids. Gene Ontology annotation, cellular component: MSL complex. NCBI's taxonomy places the organism in Eukaryota, Metazoa, Arthropoda, Thecostraca, Balanomorpha, Balanidae. The record is from RefSeq and is a predicted model, not a curated record.